GAUUACAAGCUGAUUGAUCUCAGAUUGAAGUGACUGGAAGCAGAUUAGCUGAAACCAAAAAAAAAAGGGACCAUUUGUUUGUGAGAACGUCACUGGAACAAUCCAAUUUAUAUAAGAGUUUGAAAAGCAGAGACACUUGUACACAGCUUUUUAGUUUGGCUGAAGCUACAAAUAAAUGGACUGACAGCUCAGGAAGAAAAGUAGACGGUUUGCAGGAGAAGGAUGAACUGAACACUAUAACUGAAGAAUUACACCCAGCACCAAAUAAUCUUCACAAAUGCACUGCAGUUAUUAUUUCUCCAGCCUUGUGUGGCUCUUUCUUCUGUGUCAAGGAAAGUUUAUUUUGUGUCAAAAAGUUCACAGCACUGACUAUCCAGUUACAUCCUACCUUCCUGGAUUUGGGAACCUCACUAAGGGAUAUAACAAAUAUCUCCGGCCAAAUUUUGGUGGAAAACCUGUGACGAUAGCAAUGACCCUUGAUGUUGCCAGUAUUUCCAGCAUUUCAGAAAGUGAUAUGGACUAUACUGCAACAAUAUAUUUGCGACAACGCUGGACCGAUCCCCGUCUGGUUUUUAAGGGAAACCGAAGUUUUACUCUGGAUGCCCGGCUGGUGAAAUACCUAUGGCUACCUGACACAUAUAUUGUGGAGUCAAAAAGAUCUUUCUUACAUGAAGUUACAGUAGAGAAUCGGCUUAUACGGUUGUUCUCCAAUGGGACUGUCUUGUAUGCUUUGCGAAUCACCACCACUGUUGCAUGUAACAUGGAUCUUUCCAAAUAUCCACUGGAUACACAGACCUGUAAGUUGCAGAUGGAAAGCUGGGGAUAUGAUGAAAAUGAUGUACGUUUCAUGUGGCUGAGGGGAAAUGAUUCUGUCCAUGGCCUUGAGAAUUUGCGACUCUCACAGUACACAGUGGAACAUUUUUACACGCUUGUAACCAGGUCGUGUCAAGAAACAGGCAUUUAUCCAAGACUGGUCUUGCAAUUUGCGCUUAAGAGAAAUAUCCUUUAUUUUAUUCUGGAAACUUAUGUGCCAAGCAGUCUACUUGUCAUUUUAUCUUGGGUUUCUUUCUGGAUCACCCUGGAUUCAGUUCCUGCAAGAACAUGUAUCGGUGUGACCACAGUUCUCUCAAUGACAACUUUGAUGAUGGGGUCCCGAAAGUCAAUAACAAAUGCCAAUGGUUUCAUAAAAGCCAUUGACAUUUACCUGGGCAUCUGCUUCAGCUUUAUAUUUGGGGCUUUGGUGGAAUAUGCAGUAGCACAUUACAUCACAUCACAUAAACAUGCAGCUAAUGAGACCCAGAAGACUUUUACAAAAGAUUUCACCAGAGAAGCUGAAAAUAAAAUCACCAUUGAUAUCUUCAAUACAUCACUCACUGCCAAUCUCAAUCAAAAAAUAAAUUUUGUCCAUAUUGAUAAUGACUUUUGCAACAGCUUACCCUUGAGCCCAAAGGAUAAAAUUCAGUGCCUCUUGAAGAACAAAUUUCAGAAAUUCACCAGCUAUUUCACAAUUCAAAAUCCAAGCAAGAUUGAUCGCUACUCGAAAUGGUUAUUUCCUUUUUUUUUCAUGUUAGUCAAUCUGUUCUACUGGGGCUAUUAUUUGAUUUUAUAGAAAAGAACAGAAACUGGAAAUGGGUCGGCACUAUGGAUUCAGGAUUUUACUUUCAAUUCAUGUAGAUGUUUCCAUGGAUGUAGCAAAUGCUGACAAUUUGUUAUGAAAGGGAAAUGAACAUUCCUAAGAACCUGUCAUCUAGUGGCUUGGGUAGAUGGCUUGUCUGUUUUCACUUCCCACCAUCCCAAAAUGUGUCUGCACUAACAUACUUUAGAUAUGGCUCAAAGUAUGAUGUCUCUGCCCUUAAGUAGAGAAGAGCAAAAGCCACAGACUGUGGGCCAGGAAUAAUACUGCUUGUCUAUGUUUCUUCUCAUGUGCAGAUUAAACACCAAUGAAGAUUUGUUUCUGAUUAAAAGUCAUAGUAUUGUUCUCUGAACCAUGUCAAAAUUAGCCAGUAUACCUUGUGUCUUACAGUUUAAAGAUAUAGGAAGCUUAGUUUAGAUCAGAACUUGAUAUGGUAUGGGAUAGGACAAGGAGUUAACUGAUUAUCUACAGUUGCAAUCCCAGUUGGUUCUUCCAUGCUUGCUAUUUGUAUCAUGAGGAGAGCAACCAGGGUUGGCACAAAUGGGAACUCUUUUCCAGGGAAAAUAACAGGUACUGGGGACCCAAUGAAGCCUGGAAUGCAACAGAAUCAAGAGUUAAGCCCCAUUACUUUAAUGCAUGUAUUGGAGUGGUUCAGUCCAAGCCGGGAAUAAACAACAUGGCGACUGCUUUAAAAAGAAGGUUGCAGUUUAUUGAAGAGGAGAGCCAGGCAAAAUAAUGGCUCUGGA
Crotalus tigris (Tiger rattlesnake) is the source of this 2379-nucleotide messenger RNA. RefSeq names its product gamma-aminobutyric acid type A receptor subunit pi (gene GABRP). The record is from RefSeq and is a predicted model, not a curated record. Gene Ontology annotation, cellular component: GABA-A receptor complex; membrane; synapse. NCBI's taxonomy places the organism in Eukaryota, Metazoa, Chordata, Lepidosauria, Squamata, Viperidae. The transcript has 10 exons. Gene Ontology annotation, molecular function: GABA-A receptor activity; extracellular ligand-gated monoatomic ion channel activity; neurotransmitter receptor activity. Bases 278 to 1609 code for a protein of 443 amino acids. Gene Ontology annotation, biological process: regulation of membrane potential; chemical synaptic transmission; signal transduction.